This is a messenger RNA of Botrytis byssoidea, 1611 nucleotides long. RefSeq lists its product as uncharacterized. Bases 484 to 1611 code for a protein of 375 amino acids. The record is from RefSeq and is a predicted model, not a curated record. The transcript is spliced from 3 exons. NCBI's taxonomy places the organism in Eukaryota, Fungi, Ascomycota, Leotiomycetes, Helotiales, Sclerotiniaceae.
GGUAAAUCAAGACUCAUUUCAUUCGUCCGGAUUGAUGAGCUCGUUUUAUUGUCUGCAGGUUUCUUCUUUAGGACUUCAUGUGGCGAGUUCUGUCAGUAAAUGGAAGAUGCAAACAUUGUAACGGGUAAUGGCAGUCAAAGUUGCCGUUUGUUGUACAACAUACCAUAGUUACUCAUAGUUAGAGCUCAGCGUACUACCCACAGAUGGAAUAUUGUCUUCACAAAUUAAAACUAAUGCUAGGUCAUCAUCCUGGUCUCGUUACUGUUCGUUUCGAUGCAAGCCACUAUUAUCAUGAUACCUUCCACAACAGACUUGAGAUAUCAGGCUCCCUAGAUAUUUCGUUCUAAACUAGCUGUAUUUAUAUCAUCUCCAUUAUACCCGAUACGUGGAACUUUAAUCGAAUCUUCGGCUUAUCACUUGUCUAAUGAGAAGUUUCCGCCAAAAAAUUUCCAGAUCAUAAUUUCAUCAACUAAGCAAAGAAAUAUGUCUACAACUCCUAUAGGAUCAUGCCCACUCGGCGGGAAUUGGUGGAUAUGUCUAGAUCAGUCGCCGACAUUCUUCGGGUGUUGCGCCAGUGAUCCAUGUAAUGGAAUUGGCUGCCCUGAAGAAGACCUUUUAGCUGCAGGAAUGGGAACUGCGGGUGGUCCGGACGCUUCUAGCAACGAUGGAUCGUACUGGCCAAAUGCGGGUUGCCCCAGCGGAGGAGUCUGGUAUACUUGCUCCAGACAAACUCCCUCAUUUCAAGGUUGCUGUGAUGAUAGCAAUGAGCCUGGUUCGAUGGAGAAAUUUGAUCCAUGUCAUGAGAAUGGUUGUCCAUUAUCCAGGCUCUACGCUGCAGCAUUCAACAGCGUUCCAGCUGAAUUUACCUCUGUUAUUUCCUCUAAGUCUCCAUCUGUCUGCACUUCAUCAUUGUCUAUUUCAACAAUUUUGACUUUACCGUCCUCGACUUCAUCAUCUUCGACGCUAUCUUCGAUCUCUGCACCUCAUUCAAUUUCUUUACCUUCGACUACCUCCUCUACUGUAACAAAUUCUGCUGCUGACACUACAUCGACCCAAACUCCAUCAUCUCAAGAAUCGGCUACAGCGAGUGUGACAGUAAGCUCAACUGCUCACAGCUCAAACUCAAAAUUACCCAUUACUGCAAUCAUAGGGAGUGCUUUAGGUGGAGUGGUUAUUAUCCUACUUGUUCUUUUGGUUAUCUUUUGUGUCCAACGACGGAAAAAGAGAUCUCCAUUGGCAGGUGCAGUCGAGCCAUAUUAUCAACCACCAACUCAAGACAUGUCCGUGGUCAAAGUUACUUCAUCACCUUUCGUAUAUGAAGGUGGCCCUUCAGACGCUAAAGCGUCGCAGAAAGAUUAUCGCCCAGUAUCAGAGAUACCAUCAUCUCCACCUCUUAUUCCUGCUCCACCUUAUCAAUCGGCGCCUCAAUCUCCAGACUUUUCUAAUUACCAUGAGAUCGACUCUUCCAUUUUACAUGAAGUCGAAUCCCCGCCUCUUCAACAAAAAUCAUUUUUUUCCCGACCAGGAACAGUAGGACUACCAGAAACAUCCGAGGAUCCUUCCCGGGCAUCAUUACCGGAAGUUUUGAAAUCGGAGUCUUCCAGAAAUUGA